GCCUCGUGACCAGCGGCCAAUAGGAAGCUUCUGUGUGAGCGCGGAUAAACGGAUUUGUUGUUGUGUCAACGGGAGCAGUGAUAUCUGUGUGUUUACUGACAGUAACGUUUUGUUUUAAGAUCUUAAAAUUCACCCAAGAUGAGUCUGUCUCUGAGAACUGAACUUGCGGCAGACAAAACCAAGCGCAAGAAGAGGAGAGAGCUCACCGAGGACCAGAAGCAUGAAAUCAAAGAAGCUUUCGAGUUGUUUGACACUGACAAAGAUAAAGAAAUUGACUACCACGAGCUGAAGGUGGCGAUGCGUGCACUUGGCUUUGAAGUGAAGAAAGUGGAUGUUUUGAAGAUUCUUAAGGACUAUGACAGAGAGGGAAAUGGCAAAAUAACAUUUGAGGAUUUCAAUGAAGUAGUGACAGAUCGCAUCCUGGAGCGAGACCCAAAGGAGGAGAUCAUGAAAGCCUUCAAGCUGUUUGAUGAUGAUGAAUCAGGAAAGAUCAGUCUGAGGAACUUGAGACGAGUAGCUCGAGAACUCGGGGAGAACAUCAGCGAUGAGGAGCUGCGCAGCAUGAUCGAUGAGUUUGACACUGACGGAGAUGGUGAAAUAAAUCAGGAGGAGUUCCUCUCCAUUAUGACUGGAGACUCCUGAUGAGGGGUUUUGGGUUGGAUUGGUCGUCCAUAUUGUGAGAAGCUGAGCGACUGAACAUCUGUCGGUGUGUACAUGAAGGUGAACACAUGAGCACGUUGAACAAGUGUCGGCUCCCUCUCGAGGGUCUGACGUGGUCUGGAACUGCUCAUUGGCCUUGCGGUUUAUACUUGAUUCAUCACAUAAAAGGACUGGACUGUCUGAAAAGUUCGGCCACACUGCUCGAGCCAGUCUUUCCUAAAGUGCGAACUGUUGUCCAAAGCUGUUGAUAUCAUGCCAUGUCUUUAAUUCAAAUUUCCUCUAAGUGUCUUUUACAUGUUUCUGUCUUAAUAAAACUCCGAGCUGUAUCAAAGAACAUUUCAGACGUUGAUGAAUUUGAUGUUGUUAGUCUAGUUGAUUUAUAUUCGAGAUCUGAUCACUUUGUUAUCAAUCUUUCUGUCAUAUCCAAAUAACUGUUGGGAAAAGGGGACAAAUAGGGGGAAUUUUUAUUGUUCGUUCCUGAAGUGAGUCUGUGAUUCUGUCUGUAUAUUCUUUAGGAGAAAAAACCUGACGUGAAUGUUUGAAUGUACCAUUUAUUUUGUAUUAAAAUGAAUUGAAUUGCCA
Molecule: messenger RNA, 1242 nt
Organism: Siniperca chuatsi (mandarin fish)
Lineage: Eukaryota; Metazoa; Chordata; Actinopteri; Centrarchiformes; Sinipercidae
Gene: cetn3
Product: centrin 3
Exons: 5
Coding region: 139-642 (167 amino acids)
Biological process (GO): spindle pole body duplication
Cellular component (GO): microtubule organizing center
Molecular function (GO): calcium ion binding; microtubule binding
Source: RefSeq, a predicted model, not a curated record